AUGAGUCCGUCCUUCGGCAACACCCUGGGUGGCCACUGGGAUGGGAGUUUUGCUCUGCUGGUGUCCUCCCUCCCUAUUAAUAAAACAGCUGCAAGAGUUCAUGAUUACAUGGGAAUGCUGGUACGAAAGGGAAAAUUUACUUUCACAGAGAAGCUUUCUUACGCUGCUCUGAUGACCCUAGCAGCUGCAGUCCUGCGGAGGGAUCCCCUGGGCAGCCUACCCCCUGGAGAAGUAACGGUCCCUGCUUUUGGGUUUGAGGGGGGCCCAGAGAAGAUUGUCCCCGACGCAGUGAGUCAUGUGGGACAGGAAUACACAGACCUUUCCGGUGUACCAGUGGCCAUGUGGGAAGUGCCCCAGUCCCAAGUAUGUGGCCGGCACUGGGUGAGGCAUGAGGGUUAA
This is a messenger RNA of Pelobates cultripes (western spadefoot toad), 399 nucleotides long. The record is from the annotation of a GenBank genome assembly. NCBI's taxonomy places the organism in Eukaryota, Metazoa, Chordata, Amphibia, Anura, Pelobatidae.